UAAUAAUUCUAACAAGAAUGAUGAUGAAAUUGUUUCAUUGAAUUUAACCGAUUUCAUACAUUAUUGUCGAUUCUAUCCAAAUGCAUUAGAAUUGAAUGAACAAUUUAAUAAUUCUAAAUUUAUUGAUUGUAUGGAUCUAGCUCCAGUUGUCGUCAGUAUGCAAGAAGGACAUAAAUGUUUUACAUAUUUUAGCGAUUUGUUUGGUGAUAUUUCACGUUUAUAUAAUAAUAAUAAUAAUAAUGAUGAUGAUGAUUAUGGACAAAAUAAUCAAAAUUCAACAAUCAUGAUGGAUUUUGAUCGAUUUCCAUAUUUAGAAAUUAGUGUUAAAGGCAAAUAUCUUCAAUCAGCAACAAAUGGCCGUAAUCAAAUUAAAAGUUCAAAUUUAUUAUAUGAUAAUUCAGAAAUUGGUGAAACGAUUGGCAUUUUUAUUGUAUUACAUUCACCAACAAUAUUAGCUGAUAUGUUAAGUCUUUCAUAUCAUCGUAUAUUUCCACGUAAAUAUAUGCAAAUUCAAUUUAUAAAAAUGCAUGAAAAACGUAGACCAUGGCCAUAUCGAACAAAAUGUUUUGAUUAUAAUCGUCUUGUCAAUAUAACACCAGAUGAUCAACAACAAUCAGUGUUUCGUGAACAUAACAAAAUUGAUGAACAGGAUCUACAAUUAUUUCGUUCACGUGGUGAAUGUUUUCUUUAUUGUAUGUGGCGACAAUUAGGACACGAUGAACGAUGUUUAAAUUUCUAUACCAUAUUCACUGGACAUCUAUAUGCAAUGGAAACACAAUGUCGUACAUUUGAUUUGCUGCUACGUGAAAUGAAUGAAAUUAUCAAUGAUCAAUGGAAAAAUCGUUGGAAAAUUAUGGAUGAAAUUUCCAAUGCGCUGCUACGGAAUUCACAUAUUGAAUUCUGUAAUAUUAAUGAUAGUUUUCAGCUUUAUGGUCAAGUGAAACGUGAUUGUUUAGCUAAUUGUCCAAGUGAAUGUCAUUCGGAAACAUUUUGGAUCGAUACAAGCUAUAAUCUAGAUAUGAAUAUGAAUGAUAAUGAUUCAUUAAUACGUAUUGAAUGGUCAACCGAACCGGUUGCCUAUAUUGAACAUCGUGAAAAAUUUACCACUUCAUCAUUUCUAGGUAAUAUUGGAGGACAUGCACAUAUUUGGCUCGGUAUUUCUGUUAUUGCAAUUUGUCGUUUUAUAAUUGAAUCAAUUAAAUCACGAUCAACUUCACGAAUACGAUGUUUACAUAAUCAUUUAUGGUUCAUAAGAUUAAUACGUGGAUUUCAUAUGAAUAAUCAUCAUACUUGAUAAUAAAAACUAUCUAUUAUUCAUUAUUA
This is a messenger RNA of Dermatophagoides farinae (American house dust mite), 1323 nucleotides long. Lineage: Eukaryota; Metazoa; Arthropoda; Arachnida; Sarcoptiformes; Pyroglyphidae. The record is from RefSeq and is a predicted model, not a curated record.